Messenger RNA from Physella acuta, 867 nucleotides. RefSeq names its product deleted in malignant brain tumors 1 protein-like. Lineage: Eukaryota; Metazoa; Mollusca; Gastropoda; Physidae. The record is from RefSeq and is a predicted model, not a curated record.
AUGGUCAGGCCAGCCCCACAUAUGGACGAGGUGAAUGCGAGGGACGAGGCAUCGGACGAGGAUGACUCUUUGAUCAACCCAGAACCACCAGCGGAGCUGCGGAGGUCAACCCGGCAACGACGACCCGUCGAGCGACUCAACCUGGCGCAUCAAGUGGUGACCAGUACCAGCACUGGAGCCUCUACCGAUUUAAAUGAGACCUUAAAUGCCACAACUGGAAAGAUAACCAACGUAGGAAAUACUUCGAGUUCUCCUGCAACCAACAAUACAUGGACUAUUCGAGGACGCAGAGGAACCAUUAUAGCUUUCAACCUAACAUACAUGGAUAUGGGUACAAAUGAAAUCUGUGCAGCUGAUUUCAUUGAGAUAUUUGAUGGACCGUCGACACUUUUUAGGUCAUUUGGGAAAAUGUGUACAGCCCGGCAAAUACUGACAUUGUCAACAACAAACUUCAUGCAUGUGGAAUUUAAGACAUCAGGAAAUGCGACAUUUCUAGCUACCUAUAAAAUUUUAGAUACAAACAUCACGCUAACCGAGCCUCAGGGUUUCAUCUCUAGCCCUGGUUAUCCACUGGGUUUCCUAAAGAACAAGUUUUACACCUGGACUAUACAAGGCAAGCCUGAUACGUUCAUCAUUCUUAAUUUAAUUGAUUCCAACUUAGACGUCUUGGGUUGUUUCUAUAACUCCCUUAAUAUAUACGAUGGACCUACAGCUAAUUCGUCAUGUUUGGAUUCCUGCUUGAUGUCACCUCGGCUGAUUGUUUCAACCAGUAACUACUUACACAUUGUGUUCUACAGUACUAACUCUAUAAACUUUAGAGGCUUUUAUGGAAAGUACGAGAUCAGAGGUACAAUACAGAGAGCAUAA